CUGCCUCGGAAAUUCCAAGUGCAAAAGGCAGCAAUUCCACCAAACUGAGGGGAGAUGGGACAGAGGAGCUUGUGGUUUGCAAUGAUGAGGGGGAGAAGGAAGGCUAGCGACACAUCUUGGCAGAGUGGCUUUUAUCUGGAGCAUUGUUUUGCUCUCUUUCAGGUGAAAAGGAGAGGCACAAGGAAAAGGAAAGCAAGAGCCAACAUUGAGCCGCACAUCAAUGUUGGCAGUGACUUUCAGGCUGAGCUCCCUGAGCUGCAGACCAGACCGCCAAGUGAAGAUGAAGAGCCUGCAACCCUGGUCUGGAAGCCCUGGGGGGAAGAUGACUCUGACAUGCAAAAACCAGACAGAGUGAGAGAACUGUUGGACAUGGCCAGCUCCCGUGGCCUUCCCAGGGCAGCAGCUAAGCUGGAGCUCGCCCUGCACUGCCUGCACCAGGCACGCGGCAGCGUUCCGGAGGCUCUGGAGAUGCUGCUCUCGGGGGGGCCUCCAACACCUCAAGGCCAUCCCUUGGCUGAUUAUCACUACGCAGGCUCGGACAGAUGGACACCUGAAGAGCAGGAGUCCUUCCAAAAGGCUUUCCACACCUAUGGCAAGGAUUUUCAUCUCAUCCAGAAGCAGAUUCAGAGUAAGACCGUGGCACAGUGUGUGGAGUACUACUAUUCCUGGAAAAAAGAGCGUAGGGUUGCCAGCGCUCUUGCUCAGACUGUGGACAAAGCAAAGAGGAGCAAAAGCCCUCCCAGAAAGGAGGACGGGGAGCCAGGGAAGAGAAGCCGCAAGAGGGCUCGCAGCGCCGAGUGUCCCUGCUGCCAGCCGCAGCAGCCACCCCAUUCGGCCAGAGGCCCCUUUCCCUGCGGGCAGUGCAAACGGGUGUUUGAAACCAUAAAGGAAAGGAACAACCACAGGAGAAGGCAUCGCCCACGGAAGGAAGCAGAGCCUCUCCCCAAGAAGAAAAGAGCAAAUGAGGCCUGCAGCUGUCCAGGGCUAGCAAGAGUUAGCGGUCAAGAGGACUAGAUAGCAAUAAGAUUGUUUGUUAAGUUUCUAGGGUUGUUUAUUCUUCUACUUAGUUUACUAGAUAGGAAUCUCUCCAUUUAUUAGUUAAGAUGCAUUAGUAUUAUUAACGAUGUAUUAGUAUUAUUAGAUUUACCAGUAAGUGCAAGAGGUUUGGUGUUCGCUAUCUUUUGCCCUUUUGUCUUUGUUGAGACACAAUCUGUCUUUAUCAUUAAACCAAAGUUUGCUCCAUGA
Molecule: messenger RNA, 1245 nt
Organism: Taeniopygia guttata (zebra finch)
Lineage: Eukaryota; Metazoa; Chordata; Aves; Passeriformes; Estrildidae
Source: RefSeq, a predicted model, not a curated record